Messenger RNA from Eimeria acervulina, 2313 nucleotides. RefSeq lists its product as hypothetical. The coding region runs from base 1 to 2313 and encodes 770 amino acids. The record is from RefSeq and is a predicted model, not a curated record. Gene Ontology annotation, cellular component: nucleus. NCBI's taxonomy places the organism in Eukaryota, Apicomplexa, Conoidasida, Eucoccidiorida, Eimeriidae. The transcript is spliced from 3 exons.
AUGCAACACAGUACAGAAGCAGAUCGGCCUGUGGAUGGAAGACUCGCUCAUCCUGCUGGUGCAGUUGCUGCUGCUGCGUUAGCUUCAGCUGCAGCAGAGGCUGCAGCAGCCGCAGCAGCCAAGCUGACCCUUGCUAGCCAAAUCCUCGAGGCGUGCGAGUACUACGGCAUCCGCUUACAGCAGGAUCAGCAGCAGCAGGUGCAGCAGGAGCAGGGGCAGGAGCAGCAGCAGCAGCAGCAGCAGCAUCGUGUAGGCCUUCGCGUUGGUGUGCUGUUGCCUCCGUCCCCUCUGUCGGUUGUUGCAGUGGCUGCUGUUGCUGCAGUAGGGGGCGUGGCGGUGCCGCUGCCGUUUUGUGAUGCUGCUGUUGCUGCAGAGACUGCAGCAGCAGCUGCUGCUGCUGCAGGAGGCGUAGCAGCAGCAAGUGCGGCAGCAGCGAGGCCCCUGGCAGCAGCAGUGGAGGAAGCAGGAGGAGAAGUAUUUGUUACAAGAACGAAUGCUUGCAGCAGCAGCGUAAUCUACAGCAGCAAGUCCUUGCGGAUGCUGCAGCAGCAGCUAGCUGAGGCAAAGACGCAGCUGCUGCUGGUACAUCCGGCGCUUGCUGCUGCUGCUGCUGCACUCGGUGAUCAGUUGGGGGUGCAGGUUUGCAUCUGUGGGGCCAGAACUCCAGCAGCAACUGACAUAUGCAUAGCUCUGCAGCAGCAGCAGCAGCAGCAGGCAGAAGCAGCAGCAGCAGCAAGCGCGCGACUGUUCGUCAGGGAAGAGCCCCUAUACACACGCAGUCUGCCAAUACGCACGAAAUGGAUACCUCUACGGACAGCGGAGGGGGGCCCCCUGGGGCCCCCUCGAGAGCUGAAGGAGGCGCUUGCUGCUGUUAAGAGCAGCAAGAGAGGCAGCGCAGGGAAUGACAUCAGCACCGCCAGCAGCGACAGCAGCAGCAGCGACAGCAAGAGCAGCAGCAGCACCCUGCUGACUAGCGACAGUUGGGGUUUGUUGCUGGAGGCGAGCCGCUGCUGGGGCCAGCCGCGUAGUGUGCUACUGCCAGCAGCAGCAGUGCAGCAGCAGCUGGAGCGCAGCAGGGAUCAGCUGCUUCAGCACGUCUCGCCAGGGGACGACGUUGUUGUAGCUGCUGCUGCUGCUGCUGUUGUGAAGCCGAAGCUGCUGUUGGCAGCUGUUCUGCCGCUGCUGCAGCAGCAAGCCAAGAUUCUGCUGCUGACCAGGCAGCAAAUACCUCCUCUCCCUUUGCCGCUGCAGGUGUCCCUGCAACAGCAGCCUGCCGAUGCUGCAGCAGAGGCGCUUUCUGUUAAGACAGCGCCGGCGCGAGCUGCUGCGGUGUGGCACAUGCUCUUGCAGCAGCAGAAGCAGCAGCAGCAGCAGGGAAAGUACACGUUGGUCAUGGACAUUGAAACAGCUGAGGCAAUGCUGGCCCAUUACGAACAUGCGCUGGCAGCAGCUGCAGCAACAGCAACAGCAACAACAACAGCAACAAGCAACGCUUCUACAGCCGCUGCAGAGGCCCCGCUUGCUGCGGCAGCAGACCUUGCUGCAGCAGCGCAGCAGACAAUUCGUUGCUGCAUCAUCUGCACCGAUGAAAGCGACUUCAUUUCUAUGCCAGGCCAAACACUUUGCAGCAGCAACUCCAGCAGCAGCAGCAGCAGCAACAGUUUGGAUACUGCUGCUGCGGUACCAAAACCUGCUGCGCGGGUUGCUGCAACAGUCAAGCGGUGGCAGCUGCUGCUGCCGGAGGUUGCUGCAGUGCAGCACGUGCUGACCAUAACGGAAGUGGGCGUAGUAGCAGUGCAGCAGCAGCGUGGCAGUGCUGCAGCCGGAUCAGUUCCCCUGACGCAGCAGCAGCGAGCAGCAGAAGCAGCAGCAGAAGCAGCAGCAGAAGAGGGACAGGAGGAGGGUAUACCUGUUGGCCGGUUGUUGCCAGGUGUCACUGCAGUAGCAGCAGAAGACGGUGCGCUACUGUUCAGCAGCAGCAGCAGCAGCAUUUACUUCGCGAGGCCAGUUGCAACAGCAGAGGCGUUUGGGGCCCCGGAGUCGCUGGGGGCCCCCGGGGCCCCCCCAGGCAGGUACUUCCGUUCUGCUCUUUUGGGUUCUGUGGAUGGUUGUGGGGAGGUGAGCCUGUUGGGGUGUACGUACAGCUCAGAGCCUCUGCUGCAGAGGCCUCUACAGCAGAGGCUGCAGCAAUGGCAGUGGGGCCUCCCGCGUAUGGAGCGCUUAAUUGAAGGAUAUGUUCAUAAAGUGCCGAUUACAGGCAAAGAGUGGGGCAACUACCACGCCAAGAAAAGACACUGGAAGCGCAUCUUCUAA